CAAUGGAUUGGCCCCAACAAAGAUGUAGUAGGUGUUGGGAGAAGACAUCUCACCUGAAAUGGAGGUGAUUGAAGGAACUGAACACUGACUGCACCAACAUGGGGCUGCGACUGCUGGCUUGUGUUUUCCAUUUGCCCACUGCAGUGAUCUACGGGUCUCUGUCGCUCUUUGUUUCCAUUUUGCACAACGUGUUCCUCCUGUACUAUGUGGACACCUUUGUCUCUGUCUACAAGAUUGAUAAACUGUCCUUUUGGAUAGGAGAGACAGUGUUUCUGAUCUGGAACAGCCUCAAUGACCCUUUGUUUGGCUGGAUGAGUGACCGAGUGUUCCUUAGCACACAGCAGGCAGGAGCAGAGAUUUCCUCCCCUGAAGUAGUUCUGAAGAGGCUCAGAGCACUAAGCCACAAUGGCCCCCUCUUUGCCAUUUCUUUCCUGGCUUUCUGGGUUGCCUGGGCUCAUCCUGGUUUGCAGUUUCUCCUUUGCCUUUGCAUGUAUGACAGCUUUCUCACUAUGGUUGACCUUCAUCACAACGCCUUGCUUGCAGACCUGGCUGUUUCAGCGAAAGACAGGACUAGCCUCAACUUCUACUGCUCCCUCUUCAGUGCCAUAGGCUCCCUGUCUGUCUUCAUGUCCUAUGCAGUAUGGAACAAGGAGGACUUCUUUUCAUUUCGCAUAUUUUGUGUCUUGCUGGCCCUCUGCUCCAUUGUUGGUUUCACCCUGUCCACACAGCUGCUCCGCCAGCGGUUUCAGGCUGAUGGAAAAGAACCUAUGUGUAAUGGCUUGGUUGUUUCUUUUAGGCUGUACAUUGAGAAACUCUCCGUCCCCCAGGAGAAGAGGAUCACCCUGGCAGAAUAUCUCCAGCAGCUCUCCCGGCAUCGCAACUUCCUCUGGUUUGUCUGCAUGAAUCUUGUCCAGGUUUUUCACUGCCAUUUUAACAGCAACUUCUUCCCUCUGUUCCUGGAGCACCUGCUGUCAGACCAGAUCUCUGUCUCUACUGGAUCCUUCCUGCUUGGUGUUUCCUACAUUGCCCCCCAUCUCAAUAAUCUCUACUUCCUGUCACUCUGCCGCCGCUGUGGGGUUUAUGCUGUAGUGCGAGGACUCUUCUUCCUGAAGCUGGCUCUGAGUGUUGUCAUGCUCCUGGCAGGACCUGAUCAGGUGUAUCUGCUCUGCAUCUUCAUUGCCAGCAACCGUGUGUUCACAGAAGGGACCUGUAAGUUACUCAACCUGGUGGUCACUGACUUGGUGGAUGAGGACCUAGUCCUGAACCGUAGGAAGCAGGCAGCCUCAGCCCUGCUCUUUGGGAUGGUGGCUCUGGUCACCAAGCCAGGCCAGACCUUCGCCCCUCUGAUUGGCACCUGGCUGCUCUGUGCAUACACAGGCUACGACAUCUUCCAGCGCAACCCCCUGAGCAAUGUGGUGAGUGCCCAGCCGAAGCCGGAGUCUGCCACAGCCUUGGAGCCAACUCUUCGCCAGGGCUGCUUUUACCUUCUGGUCUUUGUGCCCAUCACGUGUGCCCUGCUGCAGCUCCUCAGCUGGUCACAAUUCAGCCUGCAUGGGAAGCGGCUGCAGGCAGUGAAGGCUCAGCGGCAGAGCCUGACACAAGGCCAAGCAGCAGAGGUCAAAACAAUCUAAGGGUGCCUGAGCCCCCAGGAUGCUGCUGGUUCCAGGCUGGUGCUGGAGGGCAGGCAAAGGGCAGGGAUGGUGGACUGAGAGAGCCUGAUGUUCAUGGUUCAGCUGUGAAAUGCUGUGAUGCCAAUGUUUACUCAUUCCAGGUGGUGGUCACUGGGGAAGGCAGAGAGGUUCAGCAUGUGAGGCACCUGAGAUAGAUCACUUGAUCUCAGGAACAAGAACAUUUUAUCCCAGUCUGUCCCAGGGAGCAGAGAGUUGAUAAUUCCAGUGAAGAGGUGCUGGGUUACAGGUGCUAGAAACAGAUGCAUCCCCAGUGCACUUCUGAGCACUGGGCAUAGCUCUGGGGAGCCACAGCUGGCCCAGCUGAGCAAGAGAAGACUGCACAGGGAGUCCUUCCUCACUAGAGUUGCAGUCUUGGCGAGUGGAGUGGGAGGCUCCUGAAGGACCAAGUGACUGAGGGAAUGAUUGCCAAACAGGGCCAGGGAUGAGAGAACCUUGAAGGUCUUUCCCAGUAACUGGUAAUACCCUCCCACUUGCAGUGCUGUGGUUCUUGGACCAAAUCCACUCUUAAGCAUUUGUUGUU
This is a messenger RNA of Cinclus cinclus, 2211 nucleotides long. It is a transcript of the gene SLC68A1, whose product is annotated as major facilitator superfamily domain containing 13A. The record is from RefSeq and is a predicted model, not a curated record. The transcript is spliced from 9 exons. The coding region runs from base 99 to 1631 and encodes 510 amino acids. NCBI's taxonomy places the organism in Eukaryota, Metazoa, Chordata, Aves, Passeriformes, Cinclidae.